AUGCCUAAGAAAGAGAAUAAGGGUGUGAACAAGAACACCGUCCUCGCCCGGGAGUACACCAUCAACCUGCACAAGCGCACGCAUGGCCUUCAGUUCAAGAAGCGCGCUCCCCGUGCCAUGAAGGAGAUCAAGGCCUUCGCCCGCAAGGCCAUGGGCACCUCCGAUGUCCGCCUCGACGUCAAGCUCAACCAGUUCGUGUGGUCGCAGGGUAUCAGGAACGUCCCCUACCGCGUCCGCGUGCGCCUCUCCCGCAAGAGGAACGAGGAUGAGGAGGCCAGCGAGAAGAUGUACACGCUCGUCUCUUAUGUGCCCUGCAAGGACUUCAAGGGUACCGUCACCCAGGUCGUGGAGGAUGUGUAA
Molecule: messenger RNA, 360 nt
Organism: Acanthamoeba castellanii str. Neff
Lineage: Eukaryota; Discosea; Longamoebia; Acanthamoebidae
Product: ribosomal protein L31e, putative
Exons: 2
Coding region: 1-360 (119 amino acids)
Biological process (GO): cytoplasmic translation
Cellular component (GO): ribosome; cytosolic large ribosomal subunit
Molecular function (GO): structural constituent of ribosome
Source: RefSeq, a predicted model, not a curated record